Fusarium oxysporum Fo47 is the source of this 1244-nucleotide messenger RNA. Its product is annotated as spermidine synthase. Gene Ontology annotation, cellular component: cytosol. Lineage: Eukaryota; Fungi; Ascomycota; Sordariomycetes; Hypocreales; Nectriaceae. Gene Ontology annotation, molecular function: spermidine synthase activity. Bases 20 to 1036 code for a protein of 338 amino acids. The record is from RefSeq and is a predicted model, not a curated record. Gene Ontology annotation, biological process: spermidine biosynthetic process. The transcript is spliced from 4 exons.
GUUGCUCCAGAAGCAAUGGAUGCACCUUUUUAAAAAGUCAAGACUCCCGCCUUUUUCUUCACCUCCACGAAACAUCACCACUUCCACCUUCGGCUCGUCGCUUGCAUUUACGUCACGUCGAACUUUCUCUUCUUUCUACUCUUCCAACAGCAAAAUGUCUUCUGAGGAGAUCACCCACCCUACCAUCAAGGAUGGCUGGUUCCGAGAGAUCUCGGACAUGUGGCCCGGCCAUGCCAUGACCCUCCGCGUCGAGAAGGUCCUCGUCCACGAGAAGAGCAAGUACCAGGAUGUCCUCAUCUUCAAGUCCACCGACUUCGGCAACGUUCUGGUCCUCGACAACGUUAUCCAGUGCACCGAGCGUGACGAGUUCUCCUACCAGGAGAUGAUCGCCCACCUCGCCCUCAACUCCCACCCCAACCCCAAGAAGGUUCUUGUCAUUGGCGGUGGUGACGGUGGUGUUCUCCGUGAGAUCGUCAAGCACGACUGUGUUGAGGAGGCCACCCUCUGCGACAUCGACGAGGCUGUUGUCCGCCUCUCCAAGGAGCACCUCCCCUCCAUGGCCUGCGGUUUCGACCACCCCAAGUCCAAGACCCACAUUGGCGAUGGCUUCAAGUUCCUCAACGAUUACAAGAACGAGUUCGACGUCAUUAUCACCGACUCCUCCGAUCCCGAUGGUCCCGCCGAGGCUCUCUUCCAGAAGAGCUACUUCCAGCUCCUCCACGACGCUCUCCGCGAGGGCGGUGUCAUUACUACUCAAGCCGAGAGCCCCUGGCUUCACCUCCCCCUCAUCACCCGCCUCAAGAAGGAUUGCCAGGCUAUCUUCCCCGUCGCCGAGUACGCCUAUACCACCAUCCCUACCUACCCCUCCGGUCAGAUUGGCUUCAUGGUCUGCUCCAAGGACCCCAAGGCUGAUGUCAAGACCCCUCUCCGAUCCUGGACCAAGGAGGAGGAGGACGCCAAGUGCCGAUACUACUCUGCUGAGAUUCACAAGGCCAGCUUCGUCCUUCCCAAGUUCGCCCAGAAGGCUCUUGAGUAAGGCCGUGUACCAUGUCGAGGAUCUUUGAGUAGGAUGGCUGGCUACUUUUAUGAGUUUACGCAGGAUAGGGAUCAACGGAGAUAAAAAAAAAAAAGACCAAGGUGGUCACACAUAGAUUAACACGGACGCAAAGGUAUAUAUGUGUUCCAAAAAGGAAAAGACUCUGGCGUUUUACUGCAAAUUGAGUCAUGAAAUAAAGGAUUUUGGU